Papilio xuthus (Asian swallowtail) is the source of this 408-nucleotide messenger RNA. RefSeq lists its product as uncharacterized. The coding region runs from base 1 to 408 and encodes 135 amino acids. The transcript has 5 exons. The record is from RefSeq and is a predicted model, not a curated record. Lineage: Eukaryota; Metazoa; Arthropoda; Insecta; Lepidoptera; Papilionidae.
AUGCGGCAAUUAUAUUUAUCGUUUCUGGCUAUAUUAAUGUUAGUAUUACCUUCGGCGAAAUGCUCGGAUUUGGGUAGAGAUGGUUUUAAUUUUUAUAAAGAUUACGCUCGCGGUCGUUCAGAUGACAAUUUGCCGGAAGAGCCGUUACCUGAAAAGAUGCUUUACUUUUAUCGAACUCCAGUGCAAUUGCGUUCCGAUGUUGUGCUUAAUGACCAUCAAGAAUAUAGAAAAAGGAGAGGAAAUGUAUUUAAAAGUUAUAUGAUAAACAAAGACGUCGGCACAGAUGAAACGCGUCGGAAAAGGUCAUCAAAGUCAUUGGAAUCACUCACGUUGCACAGCACGCAUCCGUAUCGUAUUACAAAUAAUAUUUAUGAAGAAAAGAUGGAACGGACUGCUUUACAUUAUUAA